Molecule: messenger RNA, 10103 nt
Organism: Frankliniella occidentalis (western flower thrips)
Lineage: Eukaryota; Metazoa; Arthropoda; Insecta; Thysanoptera; Thripidae
Gene: pcx
Product: pecanex-like protein 1
Exons: 30
Coding region: 125-9229 (3034 amino acids)
Biological process (GO): endoplasmic reticulum organization
Cellular component (GO): membrane; endoplasmic reticulum
Source: RefSeq, a predicted model, not a curated record
CGAUGCGGUCGACAAAAACAUUGAUGGCAGUUUCCAAGAUGGCCGCUUGCAUCUGCAUUGAAAGUUCCGUAGCCAAGAAGUGAUACAAAAGACACUUCUGGGCGAAAAAUGAAUUUACUGGAAUAUGGGGUCUCAGACACUUGAGAUUUUACGCCAAGGAGUGUGGGCCUCCUUGACUGGCGGCUGGUUUUAUGACCCACAUCAAAGUAUAUUUUGCAAUACAUUUCAUCUAUACCUCUGGCUCAUACUUUUGUGUCUGCCAUUCACUAUUUACUUGUAUUUCCCUGCAACAUUUCUUGUGUGGGGUAUUUAUUGCUUUAUAGUAGCAGUUCUAUUUGGCAUUUUGCGUCUCAUUAGCUAUGGCCUCCAUCACAUGUAUGAUACAUCCGAGUGCAUUCAGGAAACUCCUUCUGUUGAAGAAGCUGCUGAGCAAAAUGAGCCAGAAUCAGGAGAAAAUAGCAGGCACAAACGCCGCAAGAGAAAGGGAGCGCUUGACCAACUGGUUGAGGAAAGAAUUGAGAUGCAAGUACGAACCAAGCAGAGCAAUCAAACUCCCCCAGCUGGUUGUAGCUCAAGAACUUCCUAUACUGAACCUAUGGCUGGCUCAGAUGAUAGCAUACACUCAUCUGCUGGAUUUGCUGCCCUUUCCUCAACAUCCAAAGAGCAAGGGUUCAAAGCAGGAGGCAGCACCAUUGAUUUAAAAGUGGAUGUUCAUCGUAAGAACAGCUCUGAGAGUAGUGAAGAAAUUGCAACCAGCUUAGGUAUGAUGAGUCCUCUUGUUGAGGUACCAAAUGUUCAACAAGCAGAACAGCUUUCUGUAGAUGAUCACAUUAAAAUCCUAAAGUUACACUCUAAAUCAAAGGCAACCAGCAACAGCCAACGUGUACAGUUACGAGACGCUGCUGUAAGCCCGUGCUUUGAUGCAUCAACAGUUACUGAUAUCAGUGAAGAUGUUAGUGGAAGCAGUGUUCAACGGUUUCCUAGCCGAGCCCUGAGCACUGACAGCACCAAUACUCAGAAGCUGUCUCAGCAGAAUUGCAAUGAUGAGGAACUGGGAGCCGCUGCUCUGAGCAUUGAACAAGUGCCUUGUAGUGGAGGAUCGUUAGAGGGCAGCAGUCUAGUGGGACAGAGUCAUAAUCAGGUUCGACGGUUUCCUCACCCUACUAAUGGUAGCCUUAGUGUAUUACCCACAGUUGCCCUCACUAAUGCUCAUAGUAUGAAACCUACAGGCUCUCUUGAGUUAGGAUGUAAUAUGGAAAAAAUUGACAACUAUCCUCCUCCUGAUAAAGGAUUAUUGUACUGGAAAGAACAGAAAUGCCACUGUGGUGAGGCUCCUAUGCGACAUAUUUGUAACACUGGCUUGGAAACCCCUGCAGCGCAGGCUUCCCCCUCAACUGCUAGUCUAGAAGCAUUACAGCCACAUUCACCAAUCUCUAAUCCUCGAAAUCACACAUCAUCCCCUACUUUUAUGAAAGAACAAAAGGACGAACAAGUUGAUGUAAGUCGCUCAUGUAUGGAGAGUGACAAUGAAGAGAAUAAUACGGGAAGUAGGUCACCUCUUCUCACACGACAUGAGAACACAAGCAACUCUAAAGUUUCAAGAGCAGUAUCACUUGAUACCACUAUAUCUAAAAAACUGAAUGCCGAUAGUACAGAAAAUGACAGGAAGGCACACAGUCGCCCUUUAAGUCUUAGUGGCUCAUCAAUUAGGUUUAUGACAAAGGAUGGUCAAUCUCCUGAUUCCAGAUCAAUUGACUCCAUUCAGUUAAAUAAUGCAAGUGAGCAGCCUGUUCUUUGCGAACAAGAUCAAAAUAGUGCUUCAUCAAAGGAUGCCUUGCUAGACUCUGAAGGGGCUAUGGCUGUAGAGCCUGUGAGUAAUGUGGAAGAUGCUGCAAACUUAAGAUCAAAAGUAGGAGGACCAGAGUCUAAGGAAUCUGAAGAUGUUGACAGCGGUUGUAGUGAAUGCGAAAGUGUAGAAAGUGACAAUGCGACAAGCGACAAUGGUGAAGACAAAUCAGAUUGGCGUAAAACAUCAAAAAUAUCAAAAAUAGAACUAUUUUCUGGCUUACCUGAAGAAGAUGCCAAAAAUGACAUAGUACAUCAAAAAACAUCAUCCAGAGAUUCAAAAGCUGACCAGCCAAAAUCUGCAUGGAAACAAAUAAGCCAAAAGAUUGCAUCCCUUUCAUCUCCUGGAACCAGUAGUGAUGUUGAAGUGUCUAAAACUUCUGACCAAACCAGCCCUAUUGCUUUGGAUUGGCUUUUUCAGCACACAGAUAGUGAAUCAGAGAAGUCUUGCUCUGGGCCAGCUCAGUGGAACUACACACAUUCUGAUGACAGUGAUGGUCUUGGACAUCAAACACCUUCAACCCAUGUAGAAAAGGCAAGCUCACAAUCCUCUGGAGGAUCAAGCCCAAAUUCAGCCUUGGAAUCAUCAGAAUUAUUACCUUCUCAAAAACCUACAUCUACUGAACAACAAAGAAGUCAGGGUGCUAUUCCAAAAAAACGUCUGAAUGCACCAUACAGUUCUGGGAGGAAAGAUUCUAGAGAAGAGGCAAGUUUGUCAAGCGCUCAGUAUGAGCAUGAAGAUUCAAGGCCACGGAAGCAUAAGAAAGAUAGAUCAAGGGGACAGACACCAAUUGAAAAUUCAGGUACAUCAGCGAUGGGUGCACCAGCUGAUAGCCAUUUACACUGUUCAAAUGAUAAACCUCGCGGGACCCAAGGACGUCUUACUAACGCAACUGUUUCCUUUAUCACGGAAGAGUUGGAAACCGUGUCUGCAGUUUCUGAGGAUUGUCAAAAUGUGGUUCAAGCAGCAUCCCCCCAACAGCUUGAAUUGGGAAACACUUCAAGUACAGGUCACCAACCGUCAAGAGUGACAUCUCCAGAAGCAGCUGUUUCACAAAACAAUCAAGAACCAUCAGAAGAUGAACCACCAAGCCGUCUAAAAAGAGCCUCCAGAACUAGAAGAAUUUGGAGACCAAGAGAUGGUGCUUCAGCUCGGUCUGCUCACAUUCACCGGGCUGCAUUGGAUCUGCUUCUGUCCAGUGCUGCAGGAGACCCUCAGGUAGAUGCCAGUUCUAGACUUCGUGGGCUUAGCUCAUCAAGUGCUCAACACUUUGCAUCGUCACAUGAUGACACAAGCCAGGGGGCGGUCCAUGUAUUUCAGGAUGAGCAUGGAAAUCCUGUGACUUAUGUUUUUGAUGAAAAGAGUUCUGGGACAGCUGCUGCAGGUCUACCAGCAGCUUUACCAGCAGCAGGCGCACCUAACAGUAAACUUCUUAAUAUACUGCUCAGACGAAGGCAUGGUUCAAGGGAACGAGAUGUUCUCGAGUCAUAUUCGAGAGAUAUGCUCAGGCGAUAUCAAGAGCUACAACGGUACCUAUCGGAAGUUGAGCAAGAGAGAGAAUGUGAACGAUUUCGUGACAGGGAUCGAGAAAAAGAUCGUGAUCGCAAUGAACGUGAUCGUGACCCAGAACGAGACCACGAUCGAGAUCGCGAACGUUGGGAAAAACUAAUGGAUGCAGAUUCUGCUAGUAUAUCAUCACUGUCAGUUAUAUCAUCUGGUGUCACUAUCACAGUAGAUGGUGCAAGUGCCCCUCAAGCAUCAACAUCUACAGCCAACUAUCUGAGCCCUCCUAGAUCAGCAACUCAGCAAUUGCAAGCAGCAUUGGCUGCACAUGCUGCCCAUGCUGCACAUUCCAGCACUACCGCCGAUGCUCCUCCAUCUCCACCUUUUGUCCUUCCUGCCACCACACCGCCUCCAGCUCUUUGUCAUUUCCCUCACCCACUUCUGCACCCUAUGUUUAGCUCUCAGAGCUCUUCAACCCCUAUACAGGCGGCUCCUGCAACAUCUACAGCAUCACCACCCACAAUGUAUUUGCCCGUCAGUAGUGCAGACUCAUCGUACCAUUUUUAUGUUGAAGCUGAAAGUGGAGACCACCAGAAUCGUGAAAGAAGAGCUCGAAUAUCACUUUCCCAUUUGAGUCAAUCUCUUCUCGAUCGUGUGUUGCCUGUUCCCAUGACCACUAGCUCAAUGGGUGAGACAGAAACUGAUAUAACAGUUUCAAAGAGCCGUUUUGCAUUUUUAGAUACUCUAGACACACUGAGCAGUAAUCAACCACGCCAUUACUACAAAUUUUAUUUAGUGCCAUGGACUUACAUUAAGAUUCGCUUUGACCGCCUAUCAUUACUAGCUCUUUUAGACCGUACCUUGACCCUGUGGGAGACAAUUUUAUCUGUGAUUCUCUCAGUUCUUGUGGCUGUCAUAGGUGGAGCAUUAUUGUACUCUGGAUAUUAUCGGGAUGUUAUGGCAUUCCUUUUGUGUUUUACUAUUGCUGGUUGUCAGUAUUCACUUUUGAAAAGUGUUCAACCAGAUGCUGCCUCACCUACUCAUGGACACAAUCGUUUAGUUGCUUUCAGUCGCCCUACCUACUUCUGUUUGGUUGGAGCACUAAUAUUAUUCCUAGAGUGGCAAAUUGGAGUUAGCGACAAAGAUCAUUCAAUACAAGUUUAUGGAUUCAGUGUUAACAUCCAACACAUGCUUCUGACAUUGAGAGAGACUUUGGCCACAGUUCUUGUCUGCUUCCCAAUAGCAUUUAGUUUUGGACUGUUUCCUCAAGUUAAUACAUUUACUAUGUAUCUCUUGGAGCAGAUUGAUAUUCAUCUAUUUGGUGGGAAUGCUACAUCAUCUCUAGGUGCAGCUGCAUUUUGUGUUGGAAGAAGUCUCUUGGCUGUGAUGCUCUUGGCUGGAUUUGCAUAUGCAGGUUUUUUAUGUGACCCUUGUGAUCCAAAAGCUCAGCAGCACCUUCUAUUUUCAGUGUUUUGUGGCUUACUUGUAUCUACUGCAUAUCAUCUUAGUCGAUGUGCAAGUGACCCUGGCCCUCUAUGGAUAAUAUUUAAAGAUCACAUUUGGUCAAUAUUUGAUCUCAGUGAAGAGGAACGGGCAGGUAGAAGGCAAAAGAAGCAGCUCCUUCGAGAAGAAAGGGAGAAAGAGGAAAGGAGAAGAGAAGAACUCAAAGAAGAUGAAAAGAAAAGAGAAGAGGAAAGAAAAAGGGAGCGUCAGAGACGUAAACGACAGAGCAAUGUUGCAAGUGCAAGUAGUUUGACAACUGUAAGAGCCAGAGUUGUUGACAAUCGAUCUACAUCUGGAUCAGAGUCUGCUUCUAUAUCCAAUCCUUCUUUGACUACCAAUAGAACUGUUGAAGCUCAAGAUCUAUCCAUCAAUAAGAAUUUGUCAACUACUGCUAGUGUUGGUGGUAUCGACCCUCAACAAGAACAAUCCAACAAAAAAGAAGAAAAUGUUCAGAAAUUUUUGGGCAACAAUUUAGGAGAUGAGCUUGUUGAUCCUCUGCCUUUGAAGUUGCAGAACACUGUUAAUGCACGACUCAAGUCAGACAUGAUCAUUUGCACCUUACUGACAGUUUUUGUGUUUGGUGUGCAUUGUAGCACUGUUUUUUCAGCACUUCAACCCAAGUUGAGCCCUAUUUUAUGGGGAUUUACAAGUUUUGUUGGUCUUUUAUUGCAUUAUAUAAUGCCUCAACUCAGAAAACAACUCCCUUGGCUUUGCCUUGCCCGUCCAGUAUUUCGCUCUGAUGAAUAUGGACAGUUUGAAACAAAAAACCUUGCACGUGUCAUGUGGUUUGAAAAGGCAUUUGUAUAUCUCUGCUUUUUUGAACGGAAUAUUCUUUACCCAGCUGUAGUUCUUUCAGCUGUAUCUGUUGAUGCCCCAGAAAUCAUCAAGAAAGUUGGUCUUGGAGGUGGUGCAGUUAUAAUUACUGUUUGUGCAUUGAAGUGCCUGCGCAGCUGCUAUUCGGACACGUCUUUCCAGUAUUUGAUUCUUGUUUUUGCUGUGCUGUUUUUUCAAUUGGAUUUUGCCUCUGCAAGUGAGACGUUUCUAGUGGAUUUUUUCAUAAUGAGUAUAAUAUUUAGUAAAUUUUAUGAAUUCCUUCUGAAAGUACAAUUUGUGGUGACAUAUAUUGCACCAUGGCAAAUAACAUGGGGCUCUGCUUUCCAUGCAUUUGCUCAACCAUUUUCGGUUCCGCAUUCAGCCAUGCUAUUUAUUCAGGCUUUCAUAUCUGCUGCUCUAUCUACACCAUUGACGCCUUUCUUAGGAAGUGCUAUUUUCAUUGCAUCUUAUGUUCGGCCUGUUAAAUUUUGGGAAAGAGAUUACAACACGAAGAGAGUUGAUAACUCAAACACAAGACUGUCUUCUCAAAUUGAACGUAACUUAGGGGCCGAUGACAACAACUUAAAUUCAAUAUUUUAUGAACAUCUUACAAGGUCUCUGCAACAUUCACUUUGUGGUGAUCUCAUGAUGGGCCGCUGGGGCCCUGUGUCUCAAGGAGAUUGUUUUGUGCUGGCAUCAGAUUAUUUGAACUGCCUUGUUCACAUUGUUGAGCUUGGAAAUGGACUUGUGACAUUUCAAAUGAGAGGCCUGGAAUUCAGAGGAACCUAUUGUCAACAAAGAGAAGUUGCUGCUAUAUCAGAAGGAGUUGAAGAUAAUGAUGGAUGUUGCUGCUGUGAGCCAGGCCAUUUCCGUCAUGUCUUGAGUGUAAAUGCUGCUUUUAGCCAACGCUGGUUGGCGUGGGAAGUAACAUCAGCAAAAUAUGUUCUUGAAGGGUACAGUAUUUCUGAUAACUCAGCUGUAUCUAUGCUUCAAGUUUUUGAAUUCAGAAAAGUAUUAAUUACAUAUUAUGUAAAAAGCAUGAUAUAUUAUGCAAUUCACUCUCCUAAACUUGAAGAGUGGUUGUCAAAUCCACAAAUUUUGGAAGCCAUUCUGCCUAUGGCUGAUAGGAACUUUGUUGAUUUGGACCCAGUUUUUAACGUAAAUAUAGACAAAGAUUUUGACUUUCGCACUUCAGGUGUGACUUUCUACAGUUUUUGCUCAGUUUAUUUGGAGUGGAUAACAUACUGUCUGACUAAAAGAGUUAAGCCGUUAGACAAGGAAAAGUUCAAUCUACUCGUAGCAAUGUGUUUUGCUUUAAGUUUACUUGGUCGUCGAUCUCUUGGUGCAGCCUCCCACAACACAGUUUCCAGUGUUGAAUUUUUCCUAUAUGGUCUCCAUGCACUUUUCAAAGGUGACUUUAGAAUAACUUGUGUGCGAGAUGAAUGGAUUUUUACUGAUAUGGAACUUCUUAGAAAAGUUGUUGCACCUGGUGUUCGUAUGUCUUUGAAACUCCAUCAGGAUCACUUCAUGGCUCCUGAGGAAUACAAGGAUCCAAUUGCUCUUUACGCUGCUAUAUCUCAUCAUGAGCAUAGUAUGGUCAUAUCUCAUGAAGGUGAUCCUGCCUGGCGUAAUGCUGUCUUGGCUGGGGUCCCCUCUCUUCUGGCCCUAAGGCAUGUUCUUGAUGAUGGUUCUGAUGAAUACAAAAUUAUUAUGUUAAAUAAGCGCUAUUUGAGCUUUCGGGUCAUAAAAAUUAAUAGGGAAUGUGUUCGUGGUUUAUGGGCUGGACAACAGCAAGAAUUAGUCUACUUGCGCAACCGUAACCCAGAACGAGGCAGUAUUCAAAAUGCAAAGCAGGCUUUAAGGAAUAUUAUCAACUCAUCUUGUGAUCAACCCAUUGGGUACCCGAUCUAUGUUUCACCUCUCACAACAUCAUAUGCUGACACUAAUGAGCAACUUAGUCAACUUGUUGGUGGGCCACUGAGCUUUGGUGCGAUGAAAAAGGCAGUUCUUCAAACAUGGCAUAGGGUUCGCAAACGCUGUGGAGAGGGAUGUUCUAGUGGUGGGUCAGUUCCCCAGGAUGAGGGUGGCUUUGGUAACGAAGGUGUUUAUGCCAUGACAACUUUUAAUAUCCAUGCUGGCUACGGACAUCCCUCUACUGGUCAAAAUACAUCAGGCAGCCAGUCGAUGGAUUCAGCAUUUGGUGUCCGCAGCGGAUCCCUUGGUCGAGGGGCUGGUGGGACUGGCUCAAUGACUGGUAACCGCGGCAGUUUAGGAUCAGUCCAUCAGUGGAAACCAACGUCGGCAACUCUCGCUAGUUUGGCGACAUUACUCUCUGCGACUGAAUCCGCCAAGUUGGCAGAGGCUUGUAUGGGACGCGGUGACCGUCCUGACUGGGCGCGUGAGCGGGAAGAGAGGGAGAGGAUAAUGGAGUACUACCUGCGUGAGCGUGACAAGAUACUGAACCGGGACAGAGACCGAGACUGGGAUUUGGACAGGGAUCGUGAUCGUGACAGGGAUCGAGAUGGUGACCGGCGUGAUCAUGAUCGAGAUCGUGAUCGCCGUGAUUCUGACAGGGAUCGUGACCGGCGAGAUUCCGAACGGGAUCGUGACCGGCGUGAUGUGGACCGUGGACGUGACCGGCGUGGUUCCGACCGGGAUCGAGACCGCCGGGACGUGGAUCGUGAUCGUGAUCGUCGGGAUUCGUCGGAGAGGGAUCGUGACCGUCGAGAUCGAGACCUAGAUGUUGAUCGCCGGGAUCCAGAAUGGGACCGCCGAGACUCUGACAGGGAACGAUAUCGUUCCUACCUGGACCGAGGCCGUGACCGCCGGGAUUCGGAAAGGGAUCGUGAGCGGGAUCGAGGACAUCGAGACCGAGACAGGGACCAUGAAAGAGGUCACGACCGGAACAGGGAGAGAGGCAGGGAGCAAGAGAGGGAGCGUUACCGGGACCGAGAGCACAGAGACAAGGAGCGAAACAGGGAUCGGGACAGAGAGCGUGCCCGGGAAAGGGACCGAGACAGAGAACGUGCCCGCGAGGAGAGAGCAAGAGAGAGAGACAAAGAGCGUUUUGUGAAAGAAUGGAAAGAGCGCGAAUGGAAAGAUCAGGAAGGGAAGCCUGAUGAGGGCUUUUCCUGGGUUCAUCUUCCUCACCGCAGUCAACAGAGGGAGCAGCGAGACCAGCUCAUGAGUGAACAGAAGUGGGAGAGAGGCAGUGACAAGGGAUGGGAGACAUCCUCUGAGAGAAGAGCUGAGGCAGAGGAACCUGUUUACCAAAGAGUCAGGAUUGUUGAUCCAAAUCAAGUGUAUGAUGCCAUAAAUUUAGGUCGACGCAUUGACGUUGCUUGGCCUGAUGAAUCCAUGAGACAAAGAGGUGGUAGGUCAUAUUGGAGAGACUGGCUUCCAGAAAAGGGAAUGGAAGGACAGGUUGUACAUCGUUGGGUACCAUCUCACAGAGAUCCAAACUGCCGCUCCCAUGUGGAUCGCGUCAUACUUCUUGUUAAGAUAAGUGAAUAUUAUGUACCAAUUGCUGAGAGUGGAGUCCAAGAUCUUGGUGCAGAAGUAUAGUCUGUGUUGCCUUGUUAUAAUUUUGUGAUAUAAUCAAUUUCUGACAUUGGCUUGUGAGAGUGAUGGAUGCCAGCAAAGUUUUCAUUAAUUGUAAAUGUAAGCAUGAAUGUUUUGGACUGCUUUUUUUUCUUGGAAAAUUUAUUCAUUUCAUAUGUAGAAGAGAAGCUCUAUUCUUCACUUUAUUAUAUCAGCCCUUUGGCUGGCAUCUGUGAUUUAUUAUACAUAGAUUAUAUAUUUCUUUUUUAUCCAUGUUUUACUUUUAAGGGUUUCUUGCUGUUACUGUUUCAAUCAAUGGCUUGUUAGCUCAUUCAAUGAUAAAUGACCACCGGUAUCACUCUUCUGCUCAAUCAACUGUUUACUACAAUCCUGGACAAUGUUAAGAUAUGUCUCCUAUUAGGCAUGUUACCCCUUUCAAGUCAUUAAGCUUUUUUUCUUGAAUUGCUACCAUAGUCUCUUUUAAAUUUUCCUGAUAUGCUUUGUAUUCUCUUCAUGUGCAUCAAUUUCUUUUGAUUGUUAUUUAACUGUGUGUAGCAAUGAACCUUCACUGAACACCCUGCAAGGUGGUCAAUUAUUUAUGUGGAGUUCUGGGGUAACAUCCUCUCUGCCCAAUGGGUUUAUUUUUCUUCAAAAUGCUUCCAAUUUAGGCAUCAGCACAGACCAAAACCAUAUAUAGUUACUUCAUUUAAAGCCCAUCUCAUCACUUCUUUAAGAUAUUGUAAUAGAGGAAUUUCACUGGACUGAUAUGAUGUAGAUUUGUUGUUAUGUCGUAAUUUAUCAUAUAGUUUAAAUGAAGAAUGAAACACUAGUUGUUUGUGAUUUCUAUCUAAUGAAAAGGCUGUGUAAACAAUCAAUAAAAUGCAACAGAUUGAAAAGA